Messenger RNA from Scheffersomyces coipomensis, 276 nucleotides. RefSeq lists its product as uncharacterized. The record is from RefSeq and is a predicted model, not a curated record. The transcript has 2 exons. NCBI's taxonomy places the organism in Eukaryota, Fungi, Ascomycota, Pichiomycetes, Serinales, Debaryomycetaceae. Gene Ontology annotation, biological process: anaphase-promoting complex-dependent catabolic process. Bases 1 to 276 code for a protein of 91 amino acids. Gene Ontology annotation, cellular component: anaphase-promoting complex.
AUGUUAAGAAGACCAGCUACUACCAUCAGAUUAACUCCUGAAGAUAUCUUAGAAUAUGAUGAUACUUUGGCUCAACAACAGCAUGAAAAGCAACAACAAGAGCAAUUGCAAUUGCAACAGCAGCAGCAACAACAACAUCAUGAUCAACAGCAGCAACUCCAACAACAAGAACAAAUAAACAGUUCUGGUAUUGACUUGAAUCAAAGUUUCAAACCUCCAGCUUCGGAUGCUAGAAAUUCCAGAAUCGGAGUUCAAAGAAAGGAAACAAGAAUGUAA